AUGCGAUUACCAACAUUUGAAGUGAAGUCAGUAUUGGCUAUAGAGAAUGAAACAUUACCACAAUAUUGGUCAGUUGAAUUGACAAAUACAAGUACUCCAGCUUAUAUUAAUUUGGCAGCUAUAUUUUGUGAUUCAAUUUUAAGUAGUUUGAAACUCGGAAAUCCAUCAUUGUCAAACGAUGCAAAAUGUACUAAUGUUACAUUCACACCAGUUGAGUCCUCAAAUCGUCUGAAAAGACAGGUAGACGCGACCUUAAAUCAAAAUAGAGAACAAGGUAUUCAAGGAACAGCGAAUAUAGAAAUUCCAACUCCUCAAGGAAAAGAACUGACUACAGAAGCAUUUACAAAUAUUAUUAAUUCUGGUAAUGAGAAAUCAGACAACAAAACCGGACUGAAGUUAUCUAAUGUGGAAACUAAAAUUCCAGAAGAUCACACCGGAACUAUCAUCGCCAUAGCUGCUGCUGCUGCUGGAAUUUUACUAAUUGCAAUUGUUAUUGGAAUCAUUUAUAAAUAUCGUCAAAGAAAUGCCGCUUUAACAUUAAAUCAUCUUAAAUAA
Molecule: messenger RNA, 555 nt
Organism: Schistosoma bovis
Lineage: Eukaryota; Metazoa; Platyhelminthes; Trematoda; Strigeidida; Schistosomatidae
Source: the annotation of a GenBank genome assembly